UCAGGGGCUGGUGUUAGUAUCUUAUGGUGUGCUGUUGCAGAAGUUCCGUGUUAAUGCUCCACUUGUACUCACUUUUGGCAGACAUUUUGUAGUGAAGAUAUCGUUGGUGGGUCUUUCCCUUUAUACUCAUCAAGGACCGUCACGUGGACUGAAUUUUCCAGUUGCCCUCCACGCGGAAUUGAACCCGCACGGACCCCAGAUGUGUAUGGGGCAGGUGGAAAAUCGGCUGUUGUAUGUGGAGAUCUCCAUUAAUCCAGUGAAGUGUCGAGCCAAAUCAACACCAUCCCGUUCCAACAGCUAGACAUGCCAAAAUGGCAAAUUACAUCAUCUGUCUAGCUCAUUUCUGUGAGCUCCAUGGCCCCUCCAUAAUCAUUUGUACGCAAGUCACCAACAAGGCAUCGAAGUCCGAACACAUAUUGUCGUCCAACUCCAAGCUCCAAUCGUGCUCAUCCUGCAAGUUGCAGUUGCCCAACGAUUCAAUCAACGUCAUUACCACCGACGAAUCCGACAAGACUGUGGUCAAUCCCCCUGUAUACAUUUCAACCAACUAUCCAUCCUCCCAGAAAAGGUAUCUGUCUCUCACAAAGCUAGUGAUGAAAUCUUUGUCUGUGGAAACAACGGCAGAUGCCACCAAGCCGAUGUUCGUAGGGGAUGCUUUAAAUGGAUACUGUGUCAAUAAGAUCAUCAAAAUCAAGGAUGCCAACGCUAGAGGCUCAGAAAGAAAGUAUGCUCUCAUGGUUGUGAGUGACUCAGAAUCCGAUUUGUUAAUGAACUGGGACAUUAUCGGCAUGUACUUUACCGAGAUCACCUCAUUAUUGCACCUCAAAGUUGAAUCAACCCUAGAGCAGUUGUUGACAAAAAAGGAGGGGUCCGGGAAGAGCGAUAGUUGUAUGUUGGACAAUGAAAGGUAUUUAAGGAGGUCGAUGAACAAGCCAAAAUCUUUGGUAGAGCUAACCAAUGACCCCCAAAUAUUUGUCAAGUUUCACUUAUGGGGAAUUGAACUCCUCAAAGACAUAUUGAAGUAGAUCAGCUCAGAUUUCCAAUUGCCUUCAAUUUAUUGGCUCUUCUCAACACCCAAGGGUCAAUCCGAAAAGUAUCAAAGUCACCAU
Messenger RNA from Suhomyces tanzawaensis NRRL Y-17324, 1109 nucleotides. RefSeq lists its product as uncharacterized. Bases 312 to 1025 code for a protein of 237 amino acids. Gene Ontology annotation, biological process: positive regulation of GTPase activity; positive regulation of TORC1 signaling. The transcript has a single exon. Gene Ontology annotation, molecular function: GTPase activator activity. Lineage: Eukaryota; Fungi; Ascomycota; Pichiomycetes; Serinales; Debaryomycetaceae. Gene Ontology annotation, cellular component: cytosol. The record is from RefSeq and is a predicted model, not a curated record.